Messenger RNA from Megalops cyprinoides (Indo-Pacific tarpon), 921 nucleotides. It is a transcript of the gene tbata, whose product is annotated as thymus, brain and testes associated. Bases 1 to 921 code for a protein of 306 amino acids. Lineage: Eukaryota; Metazoa; Chordata; Actinopteri; Elopiformes; Megalopidae. The transcript is spliced from 6 exons. The record is from RefSeq and is a predicted model, not a curated record.
AUGGACACAUCAGACGGAAAACCAGCAGAGACAUUAGCACGUCCUGCGUGUUCUGCUCUCAGCCAUCGAGAUGCCCUCUGUAACGUUAAAAAGGCAGAAGAUGUGUCUUUCGACAAUCCUCUGGCUUUAGCUGAUGUGACCAAAAUGGCCACCAGAGGCAGUCCUCGUUUUGGCGCCUUGAGUCACCACUCCUUCUUCUCCCGUCACAACCCUCAUCCCAACAGGGUGACACACAUUCAAGGUCUGAAUGGGAAUCCAGUGUGUAUGGUUAAUGAUGACUGGUAUGUUACCACCCCGUUAUUACCUCACCCAUUCAUUAAGAGCCAGCUACCCAGAACUAUGCCUGGAGCACCUGCGAUUCAGGAUCUUUAUAGGCAAAGCAGUGGAAUUAACAGCGCAAACCACAGUAGAGCUCUCUUGUCAGAAACCUGGAGGGAAGAGCUUAAAGAUCUGGCUGCAAAAGUCAGCAUUUCGGCAGUCAGAAACGACAAAAAAGCUGGGCCAGAAGACAGGGCGGCCUGCAGAAAGACCCAGUACUCGGCUCAAACUGGCCGGAUCAUUCCUCCCUGCUCGCAGGCUGCAGAUAGACGAUCUUCCCACUCCUCGCGGAGAGCCCCAGGACCCAGGGGACAACCCCCACCACCAGUCCUUUAUCACCAGGAGCUCAUGGUGCUGGAACUUCUGUGCCAAAUCCUCCAGACUGAUUCCUUAUCUCAGGUCCAGCAGUGGCUGCUCCUUGCAGGACAGAGAGAGAAAGACAUGGUGAUGGACUUGAUCCAGAAAGCGGUGGAUAGCAGUAUGCUGAACACCCAGGACCAGGGCCUACAAGAUCAGGGAGUAACACCUCGCUCAUGCCAAUCUCUUCUUGCAAGAGCACCCCUCACAGGCCAGCACUGGAGAAAACAUGGACUCUCCAGGUAA